This is a messenger RNA of Exophiala aquamarina CBS 119918, 1314 nucleotides long. RefSeq lists its product as uncharacterized. Bases 1 to 1314 code for a protein of 437 amino acids. Lineage: Eukaryota; Fungi; Ascomycota; Eurotiomycetes; Chaetothyriales; Herpotrichiellaceae. The record is from RefSeq and is a predicted model, not a curated record. The transcript has a single exon.
AUGCACAACAUCUAUGCCAACGCAUGGUUUGUUAUCGCGAUGCACGACACGACGCAUGGAUAUAUGGCGUUUAAAGACGUACAUCUUACCAUCGGUGGCGAAUCGGCUGUUGUUCAUGUUAGACGGAUUCCCGAAUUAGCCGAUAUAGUCGACAGCGAAGCCGCGGCGCCAGUAGUUGGCGAGGUGCACGAAGUGGCGGAUAACGUGUAUUGGAGCUCAGUGACCCAACGGGGCUGGUGUUAUCAGGAACGGGCAUUGUCACAUCGCAUGAUACACUUCACGAGCCAAGAGGUGCUUUAUGAAGAGGGAGGUAUGUUGUCUGAAUGUCAAUGCAAGCAUCACUUUGGAAUGGGGUUGGGAUUCGCCGGCUACCUCCCACGAGCGAAAGCUAGGCAGGAAAACACAUAUCGAGACUGGGCGGCACUGGUCCGGCAGUACACUCAGCGGAUGUUCGGGCGUAGGUCUGAUCUUCUCCUUGGAUUUGCUGGGAUUGCCAUGGCAUUUAGCGAAAGGCAGGACCAGGGCCGAUACAUCGCAGGGCUGUGGGAAAGAGAUCUGCUGAAGUGGCUGUGUUGGAGGAGUCGGGAAUGGGUGUCGAGUCGUGCGAGUACUUGGGCGUGCAACAAUUGUCGACCGCAUCCCCGACGGAUCCCGUGGACGCCAGCCCAUCCCAUACCGAGUUUCUCAUGGGCGUCUCGCUUUGGGCCUUGCGAGUUUGUCUACGAGUCGUGGAAGUUCAAAGGUAGCGUGGAGGUGGCAUCCAUUGAACGCAUCGAGUGUUUAAUGGAUGAAGAGAACCCGUUCCUCAGGGUGCGUGGAUUAGACCCUGCGAAUUGGCCUGAAGACCCUUGUGGCCGGUAUCUUCGCAUCCGAGGCUCUCUGUAUGCCUGCCUGCAUUUCUCUACAUACGGACGGGGCAAGGAGUUCAAUAUAAGCAUGAAUCUCUGCCUCAAAGAAUAUGCGUGGGCUGUACCGGAAUACCUCGUGAGGAGCUGGGAUUUCUCACGGGACGCGCAAGAGAUUCUUGCAGACGCGCGGGAGUACGGGAAAGAGUACUGCAUUGACGCUGGGGACGACUUGCCUGGGGAUCAUUCGAGAAUCUACCUCCUCCCGCUGUUUGAGUGUCCCGAAGGCGGCGCCACGAUUUGCCUGAUCUUGAGGCCAUGCUCACAGAAGCUCUCUGUUGAGGUGUUGGACGGUGUUGAGGGAUAUGUGAAGCCUCACUGGAUGGAGAGGAUUGGAAUCUCGGUGUUUGAUGGGCAUCGAUUUGAUGCAAUGGAGGAGAUGCCGAACCAAGUGAUUCAUUUGAUGUGA